Pungitius pungitius (ninespine stickleback) is the source of this 1149-nucleotide messenger RNA. RefSeq names its product RD3 domain-containing protein. The record is from RefSeq and is a predicted model, not a curated record. Lineage: Eukaryota; Metazoa; Chordata; Actinopteri; Perciformes; Gasterosteidae. The transcript is spliced from 4 exons. The coding region runs from base 355 to 1068 and encodes 237 amino acids.
AGUAAUUUGCCAUCUAUCGUAUAAACAGCACCUAAAUGUUCAUACAAACAGGUGUACGCUCAUGUGAGGUAAGCUCCUCUCAUCACUCGCUCAUUAAUACAGGAUUACAUUCAUUCCCAAUCCCACACUCACACACAGUCCACGGGCUCCUCACGAAAGUACACACCCUGUCUGCCCGGGGCCGUCAAUGGUAGCAAGGCAGUCAGGUACCUGUGUGCCACCGGCUGGAGUCUGAGGAGUUUCCCCCCUGAUGGAGAGCUGCGGUUCAUCGGGCCGCUAACGGAGGCCUCGACCAGAGAACAGCUGGGAUUCCGUCCGACGAAAGCACACUGCGGCCUGGUCAACACAGCGUUCAUGGCGAUGUUUCCUUGGUCAGCUGUUUUCUCCCUGGAGCCUAAAGUGCCCGGCCAGCGCAGCUCGGAGGAGUUGGUAACCAACACCCUGAUGUUGGAGCUGGGGGCCAUGGUGAAGCGCACCGAGCGAAUCCGCCUGGAGCGGGCGACGGAGGGUCGCCGCCGCCGCCGCAGCUCCACCUCCUCCGCGGCCGACUACAGCUGGCUGGCCACCGCCCCGACCCCGCAGCCCUACGAGCUGACCCCCAACGACCUGCUGGAGCUGCAGGGCCUCUGUGUCAAGGUGCCGCCGGCACAGUGCGGCCCUCUGAUCGUCAGGUUCAGGCGGCUGGUGUCGGAGAUGGAGCCCGACGUGCACGAGGUGCCCCGAGUGUUUCGCUCGGUGCUGCGCGAGUGCACGGACGAGUCGAACGCAGGCGAGGACGCGCAGGCGCGAGCCGGGAGGCAGCAGCGCAGCAAGAGCCUCUCGCUCGUCACCUUCCGAAGCAAGUUCCGCACGGGUCAGCUGUUCGGGGGCGGCGGAACGAGGGGCUCCAGGGGCAACCUGGACCAGCAGGUGGACUGGUACGACGAGGAGGACGCCGAAGGUGGGGAGGAGGAGGAGGAGGAGGAGGCCAUCAAGGCCCGGGCGAGGAAGGGAAGGAGCAGGAGCAUGCCGGAGAUCAGCCCCGUGGAGCAGAGUGCCCAGGGGCGAAGAAGACAACAAAUACGAUGAAGAAGACGACGAGGACGAGAAAGAUCUUGAUCAUCAGCCAGCGGUUGGAGGAGACUGACUGGAAGUAUUUGAGGAUCUCCG